AUGAAUUCGUUUAACCUAUUUUUGUCGUUUUUAUUCUACUUGUUCGUCUUGUAUUCUUCGUUCAGUUUGUUUGUACAAGCAGAUGACGAAUUGGUUGGCACUGAUAUCAACCACUGGUGCCAAACGACCCCUCAUCCGAACCAAUGCAACUUCUUUCUGGGUCGUGGCAAACAUCAUGUGCCACGACAUAGGACAGAUUUUCGAAUGUUGGCCUUACAGGCUGCAGUAGAUAACGCCAAUGAGGCUCUGGGAUGCACAAGAGACCUUGGGAAGAUGUGUCAGACCAUGGCAACUACCGCGGUUUGGAACGACUGCUACAAGCUUCUCAAUAACACCGUGUUCCAACUCAACCAAACCCUAGUCGGCUUGAAAAACAAUCGGAGCUCCAACUUCGACGCACAAACAUGGCUGAGCGCCGCCUUCACCAACCUCCAAACUUGUUUUUCCGGUUGUGUUGAAAUGAACUUGACGGAUUUUGCAUCUCCGAUCAAGUCAAGUAACUUGACCGAGAUGAUAAGCAAUAGUUUGGCCAUAAAUCACUUGUUCUUGAACCAAAAUCCAAACUACGAUUUUAAUACCAACGAUUUCCCGGCUUGGGUGACACACCAUGACCGGAGAUUGUUGGCGACAACGUCGAUCCAAUCGAUAGCAAACGUGAUAGUGUCUCAAACACCGGAUAGUAGGUUUCCGACCAUUCAAUCGGCUCUUGAUUAUGCCAGAAGUAUCGACCACGGGGAUCAGAGAUUUAUAAUAUACAUAAAAGGAGGUGUAUAUAAUGAAAACAUCCAGAUCGUAAACGAUUUGAAGAACAUCAUGUUCGUUGGUGACGGAAUCAGAUACACCAUUAUCACCGGCAACCGGAGCGCCCGUGGAGGUUCCACAACUUAUAGCUCAGCCACCGUCGGAGUGGAUUGCUCUGGAUUCAUAGCUCGUGGUAUAACAUUCCGAAAUACCGCCGGCCCUGAAAGCGGCCAAGCGGUGGCGCUCCGAUCAGCAUCCGAUCUCUCUGUCUUCUACGCUUGCAGCUUUGAAGGUUAUCAAGACACUCUAUUCGCCGUUUCCCAAAGACAAUUCUUCAAACUCUGCUAUAUUUCCGGUACCAUCGAUUUCAUAUUCGGUAAUGCCGCCGUGGUUUUCCAGAACUGUGUAAUCUUAGUCAGAAAACCCUUAAAUGGACAAGCAAACAUGAUAACCGCCCAAGGCCGUGGUGAUCCGUUCCAAAACACCGGGAUUUCAAUCCACAACUGCCGCAUAAUCCCCACUCCGGAACUAAUUCCGGUGGUGAGUUCCGUUCAGACCUACUUAGGCCGGCCGUGGCAAGAAUAUUCUAGAACAGUGUUCAUGAAAACAUACCUUGAUGGCUUUAUCAAUCCGCAAGGAUGGUCACCGUGGGGGAAUACCGAUUUCGCUUUUAAUACGUUGUAUUAUGGUGAAUAUGGUUGUUUUGGUCCGGGUGCCGCCAUGGAAAACCGAGUGAAGUGGGCCGGAUACCAUGCUAAUAUGAGCUCGAGUGAAGCACGAAUGUUCACGGUGGAAGGCCUUAUUGCUGGUAGGGCAUGGUUGCCGGCCACCGCUGUGCCAUUCAUCGCAGGGCUGUGA
This is a messenger RNA of Cynara cardunculus var. scolymus (artichoke), 1599 nucleotides long. RefSeq names its product pectinesterase-like. Gene Ontology annotation, molecular function: pectinesterase inhibitor activity; pectinesterase activity. The coding region runs from base 1 to 1599 and encodes 532 amino acids. The record is from RefSeq and is a predicted model, not a curated record. The transcript has 2 exons. Gene Ontology annotation, biological process: cell wall modification. NCBI's taxonomy places the organism in Eukaryota, Viridiplantae, Streptophyta, Magnoliopsida, Asterales, Asteraceae.